GGGGAGAGAGAAGAGAGAGCUGUCAGUGUUCGUGGGAGAAGGGGGAGUGGAAGGAGUCGGUCCAGCAUCUCCGGAGCAGCGCGGCGCGACGCGGGAGGACGGAGACGCACAUCGGCGUCAAAAUAUGAGCAGAUCUUCAGCUCCAAGCCCGAAUGUUUGAGAAGGCGUCGGAGGUUUAAAGACUGACCCCCGUCGGCGGCCUGUAGACCAGCCGCGGAGAGAUCUGACGUGUGUCCUCCACCUCGAUGCGAUAUGCGGAGAGGCUCUACCGCCCGCUGGUAACGCACAAGAACCCAAGAUGAAGAAGCAGUUCAACCGGAUGAGACAGCUCGCCAACCAGACUGUGGGCAGGGCUGAAAAAACAGAAGUAUUAAGUGACGACCUACUACAGGUGGAGAAACGUCUGGAGCUGGUGAAGCAGGUGUCCCACAGCACGCACAAGAAGCUGGCCGCGUGUCUGCAGGGCCAGCAGGGCGUGGACGUGGACAAGAAGUCGGUCAGGUCGCCCUCGAAGAAGCUUCCUCUCACAACACUAGCACAAUGUAUGGUGGAGGGGGCAGCGGUGCUCGGGGACGAGUCUCUCCUCGGGAAGAUGCUGAAGCUCUGCGGCGAGACGCAGGACAAACUGGCUCAGGAGCUCAUGCUGUUCGAGCUCACCAUCGAGGGGGACGUGGUGGAGCCGCUGUACGACCUCGCAGAGGUGGAAGUCCCAAAUAUCCAGAAGCAGAGGAAGCACCUGGCCAAGCUGGUCCUGGACAUGGACUCAGCGCGCACACGGUUUUAUCAGUCGACCAAGUCUUCAGGACUCUCCAGAGACCUGCAGCCAUCGGGAGCCAAGGCCGACCACCUCAGGGAGGAGAUGGAGGAGGCAGCCAACCGCAUGGAGAUCUGUAGGGAUCAGUUAUCAGCAGACAUGUACAGCUUUGUGGCCAAAGAAAUCGACUAUGCAAGCUACUUCCAGACACUGAUAGAGGUCCAGGCCGAAUACCACAGGAAGUCGUUGGAGCUGCUGCAGAGCGUGUUGCCACAGAUCAAAGCUCAUCAGGAGACCUGGGUGGAGAAGCCCUGCUACGGGAAGCCAUUAGAGGAGCACUUAGCGCUCAGCGGGAGAGAUAUUGCCUUCCCCAUCGAGGCCUGUGUCACCAUGCUGCUGGAGUGUGGCAUGGAGGAGGAGGGUUUGUUCAGAAUCGCUCCGUCGGCCUCCAAGCUGAAGAAGCUGAAGGCGUCCUUGGACUGCGGCGUGCUGGACGUUCAGGAGUAUUCCGCAGACCCGCACGCCAUCGCAGGAGCUCUGAAGUCGUACCUGCGGGAGCUCCCCGAGCCGCUGAUGACAUACGAGCUCUACGAGGACUGGAUCCAGGCCUCCAACAUUCAAGAUCAGGACCAGAGGCUGCAGGCUCUCCUGAACGCGUGCGAGAAACUCCACUCAGCCAACAACAGCAACUUCAAAUAUUUGAUCAAAUUCCUCUCCAAGCUGACGGAGUACCAGGAGUUCAACAAGAUGACGCCUGGAAACAUCGCCAUCGUCCUCGGACCGAACCUGCUGUGGAUGCACGACGAAGGCAACAUCACGGAGAUGAUGACCACGGUUUCGCUGCAGAUCGUUGGCAUCAUCGAGCCCAUCAUCCAACACGCCGACUGGUUCUUCCCCGGAGAGAUCGAGUUCAACGUCACGGGGAACUACGGCAGCCCGGUCCACGCCAACCACAACGCCAACUACAGCUCCAUGCCGUCCCCGGAUAUGGAGCUGGUGGAGCGCAAACAGCACGACCAGAGCCGGCGGCCGCUCAGCGUCGCCACGGACAACAUGAUGCUGGAGUUCUACAAGAAGGACGGCAUUAGGAAGAUUCAAAGCAUGGGUGUCAGGGUGAUGGACACCACGUGGGUGUCGCGCCGGGGCUCCUCCUCCUCGCGUAAAUGCUCUUCUACGCCCCCGAGCGUACACCCCCCGCUCCCGCCCGCCGACGGGCUCGCCCCCGAGCCGCCCGGGGGUUUCUCUGCCUGCCCCUGCCCCGCCCCCCCCCCCACUAACGGCGACCGAGCCAGCUCCGACGAGGCGUCCUCCAAUUGGUCGGACUCCUGUUACGUCGACCCCUCUCCCGAGGAGGAGAGGCCGCCUCCCCCUUACCCCUCUUCCUCCUCUUCCUCCUCCUCUUCCUCCUCCUCUUGCUCGUCCUUCUCGCUCCCGCACCAACAUGUGUACGCCCGGGCACCUCCGUGUAUGCGCCCCGUCGCCCCCGGCCCCGAGUCCGUGCCCCCGGGCCCGCCCCCUCCCUCCCGCCUCUGUGGCCGCAGCCCCCCCCCGCCCCCCCACCCCCUCUGCCCGUCUCCUCAGCCGCUUGAUGUCAACUCCAACCCAAAACCCAGCUCCUUGCACCUGCCCAGACAGGCCCCCGCCACGUCCGGCGCUUUGCAUGCGGCCCCCCCGGAACACAAUGGCUCCGCCCUUUACAUCAAACCCCCGCUCGUUCUUACCCGCCACGACCUUUUCCCGGGCUCCCCCAAACCCCCCAACGUCCCGCUGUCUGCUCCCCCCCCGUGGGCGGCUUGUGCCUGUAGCCGGGAGAGAGGAGCCAUGCCGACUAGCACCCUGAAGAACAAGGAGCUGUCUCCGGUGAUCGGACAGAAGGGCCUCCACGGGACCAUGUCUGACCACAGCCCCCACACCCUGAGGAGAGCAAAGAAGCUGGCGCCGAUCCCCCCCAAAGUCCCGUACUGCCAGUCGGGAGCCAUGUCCGACCAGUCGACGGGUCAGCCGUCCCCGGUCAGCCUGUCGCCGACCCCCCCCAGCACGCCGUCCCCGUACAGCUUCAGCUACCCGCAGGGGUACGCCACCAUCGGCUCCCCGGGGGGGAUCCAGGUGGCCGCCGCCCCGUCCCUCUCCUCGCCGCCCUCGCUGGCCGGGACGCUGACCAAGGCCCGGCCGACCCCCAAGCCGCCGCGCCAGAGGCCCAGCCUGCCCCCGCCUCAGCCCCCCGGCACGCCCGGCACCAGCCCCCAGCCUCUGGACCACUCCACGGGCCUCCUGGAGGGUUUGUCCCCCGGGGAGAGCAUGUCCACAGAUUAUCUCUGCAACCUGGACAUCCCCUUCAUCAACCUGGACCUGGACGGUAUUUUUGACUUGCCCCACAUCUCCACCUUCAGGAACUCACUGGCACUGUUUGGAGCCACCGACAGCGGGGCGAAGCCGGAGGAGGAGUCCGAGAGCACAGUGCUAUGACGUCACUGAGGGACCCCCCCCCCCCCCCCCCCCCCGCCCCCCCCCCAUCAGCUGAUCAAAUGAAACCCCACCAUAAGGCUGCACGCCCUUCUAGUUCAUUGACCUUUCACCUCUCAAGCUGGUGUACUUCAGCCUCCGCUUCACUCCAUACACAACGAAAAGAAAUCAUCCGAGACUGAAUCUGACAUUUUAUGUUGGCUGUUUUUUUCUUCUUCUUCUUUCUAAUUGAAUUUAGUGUUUCUUUGCCUUAUUUGACUCACUUUGCAAUAUUGCCUUUAAACGUGAGAGCGGAGACGGGCUGCAGGGAGGAUCGAAGGCUCCCCGCGGCUUUUCAGCAGUGAGUUUUAAAGAAGGAAGAACGCCCCCCCCACCACAACCCCCCACCUCGCCGCCUCCUCCUCCAGUCCUCAGGGGUCUCCGUUUCAGACGCCUCGCUCGGCCCCUAAAUUCCUGUCCCGCUGUGAGUCUGACGUUACGUAGUUUUGGAAAGUGUGUGUGUGUGUGUGUGUGUGUGUGUGUGUGUGUGUGUGUGUGUGUGUGUGUGUGUGUGUGUGUGUGUGUGUGUGUGUGUGUGUGAGAGAGAAUGGUUCUCCAUGAUGUUGCACUGUUGGUUGUCCUAAAACAGGAGAUGCAGGAACGCCCCAUUAAAAACCUUUUAUCUCUGUAUUUACAUCAAUCAGGAUGCAAAUCGCUUAAUUAAUUUAUUGUUCAUGCUUCAUGCAUUUUUAGAAUCUAAAAUUAUAAAUCAGAUGCUAUUUUGUAUCCGCAGGAGAGGUACGAAGACACUAUUUCCUCCGGAUAAAAUAUAGAUGCCCUCACAGAGGAAAUAAAUAUAUGAGACAUAAAAGGUACAAAAUGGAAUAAUGGGGGCGGCUUUUAAGAAUGCCCGAAGGAAGAUGAAAAACGUUCCAUAUCGAGGUGUUUCAUAUUUGAAAUCGUGCCGUUGAGUCCGCUGGGAGACUUGGACGCGGCGGGGGCAUAAAUAAAUAAAUAAAUAAACGGACAGUGAAACAUCUCAACAGAACGCUGCAUUAAACCCGUCGUGACGAAACCAGUUAAACUGCACACCUCGGGCUGCGUGCGGGACGUCCUGGAGACGAUAAGUCCCCCCCCCCCCCCCCCCCGAGGUGUGAUCACAUCCCAUCAUGUCAGAACGAGACGCUGAACAGAAGCACACUUUUCUUACACAUGGCAGUUUAUAGGAACCCCGUCUGAUGAGGCUGAUAUUUUUAUUCUAUAUAGAUGAACAAGAGGCAAGUGCAAAGAAAUGUGUAUAUGUGUUUAUUUUGAUGAGAGUAUUUAUACAGAUAUAUUUCUGAAUACUUUUUACUAGGUCUGAAGUGUUGUGAUGUGUGAAUGUCAUCUGAGGAAUUAAAAAAAAAAAAAAAAAAAGAAAGAAAUUUCAAA
This is a messenger RNA of Pungitius pungitius (ninespine stickleback), 4627 nucleotides long. Its product is annotated as rho GTPase-activating protein 44-like. Gene Ontology annotation, molecular function: protein binding; GTPase activator activity. Gene Ontology annotation, cellular component: leading edge membrane; cytoplasm; presynaptic active zone. Gene Ontology annotation, biological process: regulation of actin cytoskeleton organization; signal transduction; regulation of dendritic spine morphogenesis. The record is from RefSeq and is a predicted model, not a curated record. Lineage: Eukaryota; Metazoa; Chordata; Actinopteri; Perciformes; Gasterosteidae.